AUGGCCACAGAACACAAGCCAAAGCCCCUGCCAUUCGCUGCCAACUUCGCCGCCGGAGCAAUCGCGGGGAUUUCUGAAAUUCUGACUUUCUACCCCCUCGGUAAGUUGGUCGUUUGUUGGACCUGGAUAGAGAGACUGACCUAUACAGAUGUUGUCAAAACACGAAUCCAGCUCGAUACAGGCAAGUCCCAGGGGCUUGUGGGCACGUUCAGGUCCAUUGUGAGGGAAGAAGGUGUUGGUCGUUUGUAUCGUGGCCUGGUUCCCCCGCUGCUUCUGGAAGCACCAAAGCGUGCUGUCAAAUUUGCUGCAAAUGACUUCUGGGGAAAAACAUAUCUCGAAGCGUUCGGUGAAGCCAAGAUGACCCAAAGCAUCUCCGUUCUAACAGGAGCCAGCGCCGGAGCAACCGAAAGCUUCGUCGUCGUACCAUUCGAACUCGUCAAGAUCAGGCUCCAGGACAAGACAAGUACCUACAAGGGACCAAUGGACGUCGUAAAACAGGUCAUCCGCAAGGAAGGCCUUCUUGGUUUGUACGCUGGAAUGGAAUCAACGUUCUGGAGACACGUGUACUGGAAUGGUGGAUACUUCGGUACCAUCUAUCAAAUCAAAGCACUCCUCCCUAAGCCCCAGAGCAAGGAGAGCGAACUCUUCAACAACUUCGUGUCCGGUGCUAUCGGUGGUUUCGCCGGAACAGUGCUGAACACACCAUUCGACGUUGUCAAAUCACGAAUCCAAGGAGCAGAACGUAUCCCAGGUGUCGCCCCCGCAUACAACUGGACAUACCCUGCAUUAGCCAAAAUCGCGCGCGAAGAAGGUGUCGCUGCGCUCUACAAGGGUUUCAUCCCCAAGGUUCUCCGGCUGGCACCGGGAGGAGGUGUGCUGCUGCUCGUUGUGGAGUUCACGCUGGGUAUCUUCCGACAAGCCCUCGGCCCUCCUUAUAUCUAA
This is a messenger RNA of Coprinopsis cinerea okayama7#130, 942 nucleotides long. RefSeq names its product organic acid transporter. The record is from RefSeq and is a predicted model, not a curated record. The transcript has 11 exons. Lineage: Eukaryota; Fungi; Basidiomycota; Agaricomycetes; Agaricales; Psathyrellaceae. The coding region runs from base 1 to 942 and encodes 313 amino acids.